Tetrahymena thermophila SB210 is the source of this 1833-nucleotide messenger RNA. RefSeq lists its product as hypothetical. NCBI's taxonomy places the organism in Eukaryota, Ciliophora, Oligohymenophorea, Hymenostomatida, Tetrahymenidae. The transcript has 2 exons. The record is from RefSeq and is a predicted model, not a curated record.
AUGAGUAAUCCUUAGAUAAAUUAAGUAAACCAGUAAUCAAUAAACGAUCCUAAUUUAGAUGUCAAAGAAAUCUAAAAAGCCUUAGGAGAUGAAGUAAAUGAGAGAAAACCUAACUAAUAGUAAAUUAACGAUUAAAUACCUGUUUUAGAGAAGGUAGAAACUUAAAAAGAUGAUUCUAACGAUAUAGAAGUUGACAUUUAAGCAAAGUACUAGAAAUUAGAAGAUCAAUAUGGAAAUUUAUAGAGUCUUUUUGUUUAAUUUUAGAAUGAAACUAGCAAACUCUUGCAAGAUUAGAGCGAUAAUAUUAACAAAUAGCAGCUAUAAUCGAUUAUUUAAAAAAUAAAUGAAAGUCAAAAGUAACUAAAUAAUUAGAAUUAGGUAUCAAGAUAAGAUAAAGAUUACUUCUAUGGAUAAUCUAAAAAUACGAACAGUUAUGAUGUCCUCAUUUCUAUUAACUCAAUGUAUGACUUAAGUAACAAGUAAUGCAAAAUUGAAUACUUUGAGAAGCCAAAUAAGACUAAAGAAAUAAUAGAUUCCCAAUAAAAAUGCUCUAUAAUAGGAUUCUAAGGUGUUAAAAACAGGGGUAAAACAUUCUUACUUAACUAACUAAGUGAUGAAAAAUUCCCUUCUGCCUUCUACGAGAGCACUUUAGGAAUAAGCGCAAAAGUGGAUAUUAAAGACAGCUCUACUAAAAUCUAUUUAGACUCUGAAGGUGUUUAGAAACCUGCUAAGUUCAACUGGAAUGAUGCAUAUAAAAGCAAAAAUAAAAAUUCUAGAAAUGAAGAAGAUGAAGCUAAGUUCCUUAGCUAGAUGUAAGAACAGGUAAUUUAAAGUUUCUUCGAUAUUAAAGCUACUGAAUAAUUGCAAUAAGAGUUUCUGCUAUAAAGCUGUGAAAUAGUUAUUAUUGUAGUUGGUAUGCUUUCUAUUGAAGAUUAAAAACUUAUAUCAAGCAUAAUUGAUAGAAAACUAAGUUGCUAAAUUAUUGUUGUUCACAACUAUAAAGAGAUAAAGGAAAUUAAACAUGUAUAAGAUCACAUUGAGCAUUCAUUGAUGUACUAAUUCCCCCUUGCAAUCCACAGUCCUGAUCUUAAAUUAAAAACAAAUAAAGAACACAAUAAAAUUGCUUAUAUUGAUCGUAGAUAUAAAAAUGUUGUCCACAUUAUUUUUGCAAAUAACAAAAGCGAAGCAGGAGAUUAUUUUAAUUAGUUCUCUUUAGAAUAUAUUAGAUAGAAAAUUUAGUUGCAUUCUCGUAACAAAUCUUUUUGCAUAAGCGAAAGAUUUACUAAGUUUUUGAAUGACUAUUUACCAAAUUACAUUGAAUUUGUUGAUCAACCUAAAACAUUUGACAAAACAUUAGUUAAAAAAGAAGCUAAUAAUAAUGAAUUUAUAAUUUCAUUGUCAGAAAACUUAAAAAUUAAUAGGAUUAAGGAUAUUACUUUAGAUGUCUUUGGAAGGAUCAUCAAUGCAAUUAAUUAUACUGUUGUUGAGUUCGAUAAAAAUAAUUAAAAAUAUAAAAGAAUAGAUAUAGAGCUUCCAGGAAAUACAUAUUUUGAGAAUGAUAACUGCCUGGUGUAGACUGAUGAUAAAGGUAGAACUUAAUUAGUUAUAAAAGCACUUAAGAAGUUAGAUUAAACUGUUUAAGGAACUAUUAUUCUAGAAGACAAAAGAUUAUAUGGUGAGUUUAUUCUGAAAGUUAUAAUUGGAAAACCAGAAGAAAAACUCACAUAGGUAGGAAAGAUUAUCAAUAACAAUAAUGGUGUUCACUCUAUUUUAUUCUUAAACGAAUCUAGUGAAUAAGAUUGUUUAGGAGACGAUGAUGAUAAUAAUGUAUGA